This is a messenger RNA of Lutzomyia longipalpis, 6454 nucleotides long. It is a transcript of the gene CdGAPr, whose product is annotated as GTPase-activating protein CdGAPr. The record is from RefSeq and is a predicted model, not a curated record. Gene Ontology annotation, biological process: small GTPase-mediated signal transduction. Gene Ontology annotation, molecular function: protein binding; GTPase activator activity. NCBI's taxonomy places the organism in Eukaryota, Metazoa, Arthropoda, Insecta, Diptera, Psychodidae. The transcript has 8 exons. Bases 445 to 5427 code for a protein of 1660 amino acids.
AGAAGUUAGGCGAAGGCUUUGAAGAAGUCACUCUUGCUUUGAUCCGCAACCGCGACGGUUCUUUGUGUUUUUCUCAAAUUUCUGUGCAUUUUUUAUCAUUUUUCUUGCCUCAAUUGCACCCCAAGUGCUCCUCGGUAGCAGUGAUGGUGGAAAAAUGAGUGUUUCUGCUGGGAAAAAGUGAUAUUUUCGGAGUAAAAGUGCGGUGAAUGGACACAGGAGGUGGGACCAAGGGAGUGCAGUUGAUGUGUCGCCAGCAGAAUCUGUGGUGCGAUUUGUGUUGAAGAAGUCGAAGGGAAAGCGGAAGUACCAUGAUAAUCUAUCAGUUUACUGAAAUACAUCUUGCCUAACGCUCUGGUAGAUCUCUAAAGGAGUAUCCGGGCUGCAAGGGACGCACAGGCAAACAUCUCACUGGGAGAGGAAGUGAAGCGCAACGAAUCCAAAAGUAUGGCUGAGAAGGUGGGGAAUGAGUGCGAAGUUGGAUGCGAUAUUGCGGGGGAGUUGAAUUCCAUCAUGAAUUCAUCCCAAAUAUCCAAUGCGUCAUCUGCCGAUGGUCAGAGCAAGGCAUCUCUUGGGAUUGUUCACAGUGUCCCUGGUAGCUGCCGCUUUCCAAAGCUGGAGGAAUGUGCUCAUUUCCACUACGAGCGCGUGCAAUUGGCACCCAUUGAUGUGCGCCUUGUUGAGGAAAAAUCUGAGAUUCUCAGUGGUGGGACAUCAUCGUCGGGACAGGGCAAUAAAUGUGGCAAUUUUUGGUUCCUCCUUCGUGUGACUGCACGCGAAUCUGAGGCAUUCCUGAUUAAGCGGAGCCUCGAGAAUCUCGAGAUGUUGGACGAGAUGUUUCACCAAUGUGUGUACAAUCGUCAAGUCAGUGGACUGCCGUGUAUUCAGGAGAUUGAAGAAGGGCAGUCUGAGAAGGAGAUUGAAUGCCUCGUUGCGGAUUACUUCCGGCGCUUUUCAUCCAUUGCUCCGGACUCAAUGACCUGUGGGCCGGUUCUCACGUGGUUUCAGCUGGAUAAUAAGGGUAGGAGGCUCCCAAUUGCGGAUACGGAUAUGCGGAAUAGCAUCAAUACACCAGCUGUUGGAGCUGCCUAUGGAGUACGGAAAUAUGUAUCUCAGGCCUGCGAUGAGAUUUCCAUUGAGGUGGGUGACAUGAUCUCAGUUAUCGACAUGCCCAGCCCAGCAGAAUCAAUCUGGUGGCGCGGGAAGAAGAGCCACACGCAGAAGAGUCAGUACGAAGUGGGUUUCUUUCCCCAAAACUGCGUUGCAACAAUUGGGGAAAAGAUUCCCAGGCAUAUGCCACUUCCAGCACCGCUCGUGGGUUCUCUAGCCUUGUCACCAACAAAGCCCGUACUCCGGAAACAUGGCAAAUUAAUUGCCUUCUUCCGGAGCUUCAUCCUGUCGCGUCCAUCGCGGAGGAGACUCAAAGCUAGCGGUAUCUACAAGGAACGUGUCUUUUCAUGCGAUCUCAGUGAGCAUCUACUCAACAGUGGUCAGGAUAUUCCGAUGGUGCUCAAGUGCUGUGCGGAAUUUAUAGAGGAAUAUGGCAUUGUGGAUGGGAUCUAUCGCCUCUCGGGGAUUACGUCGAAUAUUCAGAAACUCCGACGAGCCUUCGAUGAGGAACGUAUCCCCGAUCUUCAGCAAUCUGACAUUAAGCAGGACAUUCAUGCUGUUAGUUCACUCCUAAAGAUGUACUUUCGGGAGCUACCAAAUCCACUGUGUACGUACCAAUUGUACGAUAAAUUCGUUGAAGCAAUUCAGAGUCCCGAAGAAGGAGAAAAUAAGCUGAAGAUUAUGCGGAAGACUGUCCAGAAGCUUCCACCACCACACUACAGAACUCUCAAAUAUCUGGCCAUGCAUUUGCACAACAUUUCCCGGCAUUGCGAUCGCACGGGGAUGACAGAUAGAAAUUUGGCCAUUGUGUGGGCACCUAAUCUCUUGCGAUCACCUAGCCUGGAGUCAGGUGGUGUGGCUGCCCUGAGAGGGGUUGGUGUGCAGGCUGUCGUUACGGAGUAUCUCAUCACAAAUUCCGAACUUAUCUUCAAUGCUAACGUGGAAUUCUCGCCGCAUAGCACUGAUGAUUCCACGCACAGUAGGAGUUCAGGUGAAGGCGGUAGCUUGGAAUUUGGUCGGGAUCACGAUUCACUGUCAAUUGAACGACCCAAGAGCCUCAAUGUGAGUGGAGGUACAAAGCUAAUCAGCCUGGAGGAGGCACAGAUUCGCCAGAAUCGCAUUGAUGCCAUGGACAAAACUAUCUCCAUCAAUUCCCCACAUUCCGGAUGCACGUCCUACAUUGAGGUGGGAGGCGGGCCAAGUAGUCUUCCCGACAAGUAUCACACAGUUCUGCCUGUUCCAAGGAGCUGGCAAAAGAGAAAGACCCACUCGUGGAAAUCCAUUUUCAGCAGAACACCCAGACAAUCCAAUGGCAAUACAAAUGCCCCAACAGCCAAGGAUAUUCGUGUUAUUCUAACUCCAUCACAGGAUGAAGAUGACCUGAAGACGAUCACAUCACCAGAUCCUGUGACACCACUAGAGGAGAAAUCCUCAAUAAGUAAAGCAGUUGAAAUUUGUGAUAGGAAGCCCAUGACGAUGGACAUUUGCAUCCGCUCAAAUUCCGUUGAUAGUCUCCGGACAACAGGACACAGUCGUUCAGUCUCCCAUGAUUCCUAUUUUGAUCUUCUUCAAUCUCCACUUCGUGGCAUUGUAGCCUGCCCGUCGCGAGAGCUCUCAGAAUUGGGGUUGAAUUUUGAUCGCGAAGAACCAGAAAUGCGAAUCUUCUCCGAGAGUGAGAGUCUCGUGAGUAGCCCCAAGGUGGCCAAGGAACCUACCACCGUAUCUUCGGUACGUCGUGUGCUACGAGCACGACCAGAGGAAUUCACGAGUACAACAAACAGCGUGAAUCCGAGUCCGAAGAAACAGCCACGUUUGAACUGCCAGAGUCCAAAUACGUGGACCAGCCCGAGUGGUGGUAGUGACGAGAGCUCGUGCAAGAGGUACAAACUCGAGGACCAACUGUCAGAUAUUCAGUUCAUUGACUGCAGCACCCCAGAGCAUGGAACGCAAUUCACAAGUGCACAAAUCCACAAUCCACCCGAUGUGGCGGAAUCCCCAGCAGAAACCCCAACACCCACCACAACUGUAACAACCCUCGAUGACUUCCUCGUGGACUCCCCAAUGGUUCUCGGUACAGCCAAUCGUUUUAGCUAUCCACAGUAUGAGAGCAAGAGCCCCUUUGGGAAGUACGAGGGGCGCUUCAGCUAUCCCGGUAAUGUGAAGAGCGUGAAAUUUGGUGCUUUCGCUGAGGCACUCAAAGACAAAUCGGAAGAGAAGACGGAGCAACUUCCUGGGAUGACGGUGGAAAAGAAAAAUGCCCCCGAGGAGAUGAGCAAGAAUCUCACCGUUGUCACCCCACCAUCGUCCCACCAUAGCCCCAGGUAUUCUCUCCUCGUGAGCGAAACUUCCGACAACAGCAGCUCCAUCACCACCACCCCCAUGUACGAUGUGGACCUCUCAUCAUCCACCACAAAAGACAAUUCCACACAGAAUGAGAAGACUUCUCUCAAAGAGAUAAAAACGGUGGAUAUUUUGGCGCUAAAGAGGAAGUUCUCAUUGGAAUUGGAACCACCAAGUGUUCAGAUGGAUGUGGAUGCAACAAAGCUGCAUCACCCAUCCACGCCAAAUACUCCGAAUUUCACACAAACCUCGGAGAAUACGAGCCCAUCGAUGACUCCGAGUGACUUUGACUACCAACAGUUAAACCGUGGACAAGAUGCGGGGACACCGGAUGUAUCACCAAGACCGCUCAAGUCUCCGGAUGAUAAGAAGACACCAAUAAAAUCGACAAUAAGUAUUACGUACAACUUGAAGUCGCCCAUAAAGAAGGCGCCAAGCUUAGAGAAGCUCGAUCAGGGGGACAAUGGGUCGUAUGAAAAGAUUGAAUUUAGCGGGGAGAAGGUGCCGAAUGUCCUAGAGACAGAUUUGGAUGUAUACCAGACGGUUAAAUUCUUCAAGAGUGCCGUCUCGGAGGUGAAUCAAAUUUUCGAUGAGGCAAACAACCUCAUUGGCGGGGAGGAUGAUGACUCCCCCAAUUCCAUCGGUGAGGUUAUUGUGAAAGAGGAACAACAAAUUGUACCUGACAUAGAUAUGAAGAUUAUUAGUCAAAAUGAUGAAAAGACUGAGGAGAAGACGGACAGUGGGCAAGUAACGCCGGAAAAUGAUGACCCAAUGCCCCUAACGGAUGAUCAUGAUUACGAUAUAAAAGAUAGUUUGGAAUUUGAUAGUAAUUUGUCCCUUUAUGAGAAUGUUGAGAUGAAGAAGCCGCCGAUGGUGUAUGAGAAUAUCAAAGUAGAAGCUGGGAAUCUCCUCAUGGAGUGUACAGGUGAAGAAGCACCCCAAGAGACGAAGAAGGAGAAUAAGAAGCCCAAUAAUUACCUUGUUAAGCAGCUAGCAACAAAAUUUGAAACUAGUCCCAUUGAGAAUCAACCCCCAUUUGACUUCUCCAAGGCACGCACAAAGAGUCCCCUGAAGAAUCACAUUAGUAAACCCCUUGUGGAGACUCUCAAGGUCACCCGGAGUCUCGAUGAGAAUGCUUUUGUGUGGGAAUUUGGACCAACACCCAAAUUGACGGAGAAGUUUCGCAAUAGAAGUUCCCAGCAGAUUCCCGAAGUGACCACGCAGGAGAAUCAGAGGCGAAAAAGUUUGGAAUUUACACGUCCCAAGAGUCUCAAUCCGCCGAAGAAACUUCCCGAUCUCACUACAACCAAUGAGGAGAUCUGCAAGAAUAAGCUAAAGAUUGAUCUCAAUAAGCUCAGCGAGGAAGCCCCCGAAGAGCCGACGCAGGAAAUAAAAAUAACUCCCACAACGGAAAAUCGAAUCUCUCUCAUUCAGAACAACUUCACCAAUCUCCCGUGCACCGAAGAUCGCUUCAAUGUUUCAAUGCGCGUCCUUGGGAGCUACAAACUCGACCGGGAGCGCAUUGAGAAGAUAAAGGAGGAACGUCGUUUGCAGCUGAGUGAGAAAUUUCGCAGUGAAUCCUUCAAAUCUCUCGAACGGGAUAGUCAUGCGAAAUCCAAAUCAAAAUCCGAAUUACGUGAGACAAAGGAGAACGACGACAGCUUCCGGGUGCGCUCAAAAUCACGCGGAGAAAUCCCAACUGGGCGCGAUGAGAAGAAUCGCAGUGAGGAAUUUAUCUAUUCGUCAUCACUCACGCGACGAAUCCGUCGCAAUGAUGGGGCAUCAUCCCUCGAUUGUGGCCUCAAUCAGCGACUAAGUGGCAAAGAAACCGGCCUAAGGGUAGCCAAGUGUGAUGAUUUCCGGGACAGAGAAACCCAGAGGAGUCCCACAAAUUUUAAUCAACGAGAGAAAUGUUCACCCCAAUUUUCAAUAAAAGACGUGACAGCAAUGUUUGAAUCUCGAUCGCAGAAUCAGCAGUAAACUAUUUUAAAGAAGAAAAAAAAAUCUAAAUCUACUAUUAAUUAAAUUAAAAUAGAAAGCAAGAAAUAUCAUUAUUUCUUACCAUAAUUUUCUCGUUUCGUCGCAUAAUUUCUAUGUAAUAAUUAAUUAAAUUUUACUGAAGAAAAACAACUGAUAAGAGAAUGAAAAAUCUUAAAGCUUUAAUUACGAGGAGAACUUGAAUGGCAUAAAAGAGAUCCAUAAGGUGGGAAAGUUGCUUAUUUAUCGCGCUUUUUUGUACUUUAGCGUGUCUAUGAAAAAUAUUGCAAGUAUGACUAUAUUUUUAAAAUUAUAACAUCUCUAAAGAUCGCAAGAAUUUUAUUUACUAUUAAAUUACACAAUUACUUUUAGAUUUUUUUUUACAAUUUUUAUUUAAUUAUGUGACGUACUGUUUUUAUGUUUAUGUUUAAGAUGUUCUUUUUUUAUUAAAUGAAAAAAAUCUUCAACAAUGUGCAAAAGAUUUUAAAAUAAAAAGAAAUAAGUGCGAAAAUCCAUGACAAAAAAAGGCCAAAUAAGAUUGCAAGGAUGAAAAGCAAAUAGACUGGCAAAAAUGUCUACCAAUUUGAUAUUAAAAAAAAAACAUUGAUAUUAAAAGUAAAUUUAAUAAUUUAUAAGUAAUAAAACAGAAAUAUUUGCAAUUUCCAAUUUAAAAAAAAAACAUUUUGAAAAAUACAAAAUAAUAAAAACAAGUGAAUUGUAAAGAAUGUUUAAUGCUUUGUGAGUCAUUUUUCACGUUUCUAACGCCCUCAACCGCAAAUGUAGCAAACGGUUGGGGAUAUUUAAAAAAAAAUACAAAAGAAGAAAUUAUAGAUCUACUAAAUAGUGCUUCUAACUUUAGGAAAAAAACAAGAGAAACUGUAGAGGAAAGGUGGGCUAAAAAAUACAUCAUAUUGCUAUAAUUUUAAUGAAAUUGCAACUCUUCAUCACAUUUCUGUGGACGCAUAAAAAGUGUAAACUACAAAAUGUAACAUGAGAUUAAAUUAAAUCGUUAUAAUUUAUUAAAUUUCAA